This is a messenger RNA of Aspergillus novofumigatus IBT 16806, 482 nucleotides long. RefSeq lists its product as uncharacterized. Bases 123 to 482 code for a protein of 119 amino acids. Lineage: Eukaryota; Fungi; Ascomycota; Eurotiomycetes; Eurotiales; Aspergillaceae. The record is from RefSeq and is a predicted model, not a curated record. The transcript is spliced from 2 exons.
CCGUUAUCUAUGCCCAGUGGUAUAAUCAUAAUUUGCUACAUUCGCAGAAGCUCACUGGAACGAUCUCUUUUCGUAACCGUCAAGCGCGGAGGUACGGGCAGGAGCCACACAGAGCCGGUAAAAUGCCGGUCAGCAGAGUGAAUGGCCGCGGCCCUGGGAACGAUGGACUCACGAGCAGCCCUUCAGCAUCACCACUCCUACUGGGCCAGCGUCUCCAUCUCCUCGGCUACUACUCGCAAUCGCACCUGGCUCCUGCCGCUCUCACAACCUUUCUCAGACCCGGCAUUACGACAUGUGCACCUCGGAAAAGUCUGUAUCUCGAGUCAACCUUCAACGACCAGCGGAAUCCGGCAGUGGUGAACCGCGUCCCCGUGGCAGAGGCCACUUACCCUCAUCUGAUGAGUGCAGACGUGCACACUGGAGUUUUGCACCCUCAAUCAUAUGCUUCAAAUUACUGUGAUCGACUAGCCGUCCACCUCUGA